CUGUCACUGUCGGUCUGCAUCUUCAGUUUGGAUUCACCAGAUAUGGACCCACAUGGAGCUAUACAGACUUUGUGCACGAGGCAGGAUAAGCAUCGUUCAAGUUUGCUUUUGGAUGCUCAUUUGGAAGGCGAGGAAGUGCCAGGUGUAUUGACUUGUCGUAACCGAGACAAAGGUCUGCUUCAAGGAGGGGUAGAUGGGUUAGAUCCACGAAUUCUCGCUUAUAUCACUGAUGCGGGGUUAGAUGGGCUGCUUCGGGUCCCACGUAUGGACAUUGACCACGCAUUGAUCACAGCGUUGGUGGAGAGAUGGCGGCCGGAGACGCACUCAUUUCACUUGCCCCACGGUGAAAUGACUAUCACACUACAAGAUAUGGAGGUUAUAAUGGGGGUACCUGUAGAUGGCUUGCCGUUGGUGGAAUCUAUACCCUCGACGGGCAGUUGGCGUGACGUCUGCAGAAGAUUGCUAGGGUGUAUACCGCCGCCACAUAGAGAACUUAGAAACAACAAAAAGAACACUGGAGUGCUGGAAGGGGCGAGCAUAAAAGCCAAAUGGCUUGAGGAUCAGUUUCGCGACCCUCUCCCGGUUGACGCCCCUGAGGCGCUUGUGCAGAAGUAUGCUCGUUUUUACAUAUUGGAGUUGUUAGGUGGUACGCUAUUUAUGGAUAAGUCUGGAGAACGGAUCUCAGUUAGGUAUUUGCAAUAUUUCGAUCCAAUCAGCAACGGAAAGAAGUAUAGUUGGGGUAGUGCAGCACUAAGUUGGCUCUAUAGACACCUCUGUAAGGCAUCAGAGAAGACAGCCAAGCAGAUUGGGGGUGCACUACUAUUGGUGCAGUUGUGGGCGUGGGCGAGGUUUCCCCACAUAUGUCCUGUGAUGAGGCAUCCACACCAGGCACUGCCUCCAGGUCCACUUGCUGUCAGAUGGAAAGGGGCUAAGAUAACAACUGAACAUUCGAUGCACGUCCUACAUGCCUAUCGUGUGUCGCUUACUUCACUGCGGCCAAAUCAGAUUGUUUGGGAGCCGUACAGAAAUUAUUUGCGUUCUCUACCCGCAUACUGUACGGCAGGCCAACGUAUAUGGAGGUCUAUUGUGCCGCUGAUACAUUUUUGGGUGGUUGAAGGCCAUCAUCCCGAACGUGUUCUCCGACAGUUUGGGAUGAAGCAAGGCAUACCACAAGAUGUUGAUACUUCAAUUGAACUGCACAAGAUCACCCUCCAGGGCAAGCACGAAAAAGAUUGGGCCCGAAUACAUGCCCCGCAUAUUGCUAAAUGGGCUGCGCACGCCAGAAUUGCCAAUGCACCGACCUUUCAUGGGGAGAUGAACUACAAUGACGAGUAUUUGGUUUGGUUUCGUCCCCGCACUAUUCGCCAUAUUACAAAAGAGACUUCGUACUGGGACACUUUGGUUGAAUCACAGUUGCACAUUAUAACGAAGUGCGAACCAGGGUCUGAGAUCUACACCGACUGUAUUAAUGCCUUGCAAGCUGUUGAAGAGAUCGGUCGGUUAUCCUUGGACCGUGCACGUGUCGUGGGCAACACAAGUUCACCAGCUGUACGACGUGGUCGGCAAGCAAGUGGACGUCAAGGGCGUGGAGGAUCCACUUCUAGCCAGCGUCAUACAUCUAGUCGGCCUCCCACAUCUGGUCAGCGUCACACACCCGUGCCCACAUCUAGUCGACGUCCCACAUCUGCUCAGCGUCCUACAUCUGGUUCGCGUCACACACCCGUGCCCACAUCUAGUCGGCGUCACACACCCGUGCCCACAUCUACUCGGCGCCACACACCCGUGCAUGACCACACCAUGGAGGAAGCAAGUCAGACAACAGAUGAGAUGUGGGACGACACUGCUUAUGACGUAGGCUCCAUGGCACACGAUGAUGCGGGUCCAUCCCAUACGUUUGCCCAGAGAGACACAUUUGGGUCCCCAUCCAUGAGGAGCGAUGGUACUUGCCCACCCACACCCCCUAGUACAUCUUUGUUGCCCACCACCUGUACGUCUCCCCCACUGACUGCCGGCCCUGCCCCCGGAGUUUUAGAUGAUAGAGAUGAGAUGAGGUUCAUGCCCACUCCUGGGCGACCCACCCCUGUUGCUGUCCCCCCUGAGUUUGUGCAUACCGAGUUUAUCCAGACACAGAUACCCAUCCCCCCAGCAGAGCCUUCGCACAUCGAGGAUCGGCCACGAAGGCCGCAACGCACACGGACACAUCCUCCUGACUGUGGGACUGGACAUGGCAAGGUGAGACCAGUGAAGGAACCGGUGAGGAGAAGAAAACGAGAAUGAUUCAAGGGUAGAAUUUGUGCUACUUUGGGUUGGUAAUGGUAUAGGAUCUUUUUGUCAUGUAUCGGAUCUUCUUGUAUAUAUUUUAUAUGAUGAGCCACUAUUAUGCAAUCCACAUGGAUUACAAGAUAUAGACUGGAAUGUUAUAGGCAUUCUUAUAUAGAUGAUUUCAUGGUAGUGGUUGAUAAGCAUUGUGCAUGCUUUAGUAAGCAUUGUGGCAACAAUCAGUUGUUAUGGGAUGUUUCUAUUAAUGGGUAUUUGCUAAUUGUAGAGAUGAAUGUAGAAUGUUUAGAAAUGCAAUACAAGGAAACUUUUUGUUGAAGUUGGGCGUAACGAAUGUAGAUGCAAUUAAAACUGUGAAUUUUAUUAUUAAUUGUGUGUUC
Quercus lobata is the source of this 2657-nucleotide messenger RNA. Its product is annotated as protein MAINTENANCE OF MERISTEMS-like. The transcript is spliced from 7 exons. Bases 43 to 2277 code for a protein of 744 amino acids. The record is from RefSeq and is a predicted model, not a curated record. Lineage: Eukaryota; Viridiplantae; Streptophyta; Magnoliopsida; Fagales; Fagaceae. Gene Ontology annotation, biological process: meristem development; meristem maintenance.